Messenger RNA from Fusarium sp. VM40, 801 nucleotides. The record is from the annotation of a GenBank genome assembly. NCBI's taxonomy places the organism in Eukaryota, Fungi, Ascomycota, Sordariomycetes, Hypocreales, Nectriaceae.
AUGGCACGAGCCAACAAAGACACGUGGUCAGCUGACCAGUACUCCAAGUUCCUCGAUGAGCGAACACGCCCUGUCAAUGAUCUAAUUGCUCGCGUACCCAAUGUUUCUCCCAAGCGUGUCGUGGACGUGGGCUGUGGACCGGGCAACUCGACUGCUGUGUUGGUAGAACGAUUUCCCAACUCGCAAGUCUCUGGUUUUGAUUCUUCAGCGGACAUGAUUAAGAAGGCGAAGAAGGUCCUGCCUGAUGUGCCUUUCGAAGUUGCUGAUCUGCAUACUUUCAAGCCUGAUAGCCCUGUUGAUGUGCUCUUCUCCAACGCCGUCUUCCAGUGGCUGCCAAACGGAAAGCGCAUCGAAAUCAUUAGCAAACUCCUCCAUCAUGUGGCACCCGGUGGAAGUUUGGCUUUCCAAGUCCCCGUAAACUUGGAUGAGCCAAGUCACGCUACAAUGCGUGAAACAGCCGAUACACCAAACCAGCCUUGGUCCGAGGCUCUCAAGCGCGCCAACAUCUCGCGGGAUCAGUUUCCGUCAGCAAUUGAGAUCUACGAUGGCCUGAGACAUCUUUGCAAGGAUCUCGAUAUUUGGCAGACUACUUAUAUUCACGUUAUGGAAAACCAUGAGGAGAUUGUUGAGUGGGUCAAGGGAACGGGUCUACGCCCUUACUUGGACCCACUGUCCGAUUCCGAGAGGGAGGCGUUUAUUGAGAGUUAUCUUGCGAAGCUGAAGGAGGGAUACACUGCGCAGAAGGAUGGAAAGGUUCUCCUGGCGUACCCUCGGUUGUUCGUGGUUGCGACUAAGGCGUAG